Notolabrus celidotus (New Zealand spotty) is the source of this 2299-nucleotide messenger RNA. RefSeq names its product anti-dorsalizing morphogenic protein (gene admp). Gene Ontology annotation, cellular component: extracellular region. The record is from RefSeq and is a predicted model, not a curated record. Gene Ontology annotation, molecular function: growth factor activity; cytokine activity. Bases 860 to 2029 code for a protein of 389 amino acids. NCBI's taxonomy places the organism in Eukaryota, Metazoa, Chordata, Actinopteri, Labriformes, Labridae. The transcript is spliced from 5 exons. Gene Ontology annotation, biological process: SMAD protein signal transduction.
AAAGUAGUUACAGGUGAGACCUUCACUCAAGUUUUACAACUGACUCCAAGUUUAGCAAACUGACCCAAACUUUACAGUUUCUAUUCUGACAAACAUGUAAGAAACAGCUGUCUGUCUGGUAAAAAAAAAAAAACGGUCUUUUCAUAAAGACAAGUUAUCAAUGAGCUUAAUGGAAGUCUCAGUGGCCUUCGCUGCACCAUAACAACCUUUCUUCAGUAAGAUAUCAACUCUGCGUUCUUUUAAAAAACAAGACUGCAAAUUCGGUGAUUAUCCAGCUGGCACUGGAUAAGCAGUUAUGUAAAUCUCUCAACGUGUAGCCCGCAACACCCUUCUCUUUAUCGAAGUAAUUGGUUUCCACCUUUGACACUGUGCCCAUUAUUCUAAUUUAAUGGAUUCAUUUAGGCCCUGUUGACCUCCCAUGGAGAAUGAACUUCCUUAAGAGAUCAGCCCAAAGUGUUCCGUGUCCAUAUUUCUUUAUAUAAAAGAAAACACACGAGACUACAAAUAUGCUCCACAACAACACAGUCUGUGUAGGAUGAGCACCGAGCUUUUUUCAAAGGCUGCAUUUAGUUUAUUUGAACUUUUAUUGCCAGACGUGAGGACAAUAGGCUUGAAUGAAAUCUACAAUCACGCUCACACCUUGUUAACGCCGCCAUUAGUCGCCCUUUACAUUCGCUGAUUGGUGAUUUACAUUUGCGACCAAAUAGCAUCUUUACUGCUGUUUACCAAGACUUUGGGGGCACCCAGGAGCGUUUGAUAUAAAAAGUCGAGCCUCCAGGACACUUCAGUCACUUCAACUUUAAGUUGCUGACUGGUCGUGUGGUUUAGGACGCACCGGGAACUUACUCAAACCUCAGAGAUGUUGCUGUUCGUGCUCACCCUCACCGCUCUGCUGUGCGCCACAACAGCACGGCCUUCACUGAACUACCUGGAGAAUCAUUUUACUGCUGAAAACGAGCCAGAGGAAGUCCGAUCAGCUGCCAUCAAGAGACUUUUGGAAGUUUUUGGGAUGGAGGAUCCUCCUGCUAUUCAUGGACACAAGCAGCCACCUCAGUACAUGCUUGAUCUUUACAACACGGUGGCUGAUGUGGACGGUGUGACCAAGGACCCGAACCUUCUAGAGGGGAAUACAGUGCGGAGUUUCUUUGACAAAUUGCGCAGUGAGCAGGUGGAGUUCAGGUUCAAUUUGUCCACGGUUGGCAGAACAGAGAAGAUUCUCACAGCAGAGCUCCAUCUCUUCAAACUGCGACCUCAGGCAACACUGACUUUCCAAAGGCAUCACUUCUGCCAGGUUAGUGUCUAUCAACUGCUAGACUCGAGCAGAAACAACAGCACACAGGAGAAGAAGUUGCUGUCUUCUCGCCUCAUCCCAGUCCACUCCACAGGUUGGGAAGUGUUCACCAUCACACAAGCAGUCCGCUCCUGGACAAUGGAUGAAGGCAGCAACCUGGGGCUCCAGGUGGUGGUUCGGACUCUGGGGGGGAGCCAGAUGGACAUGAAGCUUAUCCGCUUUGCUUCAGGACGCAGUCACCACCAGAGCAAACAGCCAAUGUUGGUCCUCUUCACUGACGAUGGCCGCCGCUCUACUACUCUUGAAAGCCUAGACCCAAACGACACCACACCUACUUCCACCCUGCCCCAGGCCCCCAUGUCAGGUCCGCCCAUCCGCAGCGCCCGCUCUCUAGACUACAGCGAGGAGGAAGGUGUGUCUUCGCCCUGCCAGCGUCUCCCUCUCUACGUGGACUUCGAGGAGAUUGGCUGGUCUGGCUGGAUUGUGUCUCCCCGAGGAUACAACGCCUACCACUGCAAAGGCUCCUGCCCCUUCCCUCUGGGUCAGAACAUGAGGCCGACCAACCAUGCCACUGUCCAGUCCAUCAUCAACGCUCUGAAGCUGAUGAAAGGCAUCGACAAGCCAUGCUGCGUGCCUGACAAGCUCUUCUCCAUCAAUCUGCUCUACUUUGAUGAUGACGAGAAUGUGGUGCUCAAACAGUAUAAUGACAUGGUGGCUGGGAGCUGUGGGUGCCACUGACAUCAACGAGUCACAACAUUGGGACUGCACAGAUAUUCAUAAAAAUACAAUGUAAAUUGGAGUUCUUGUACAUAGAUAGCAUGCUGUCUUUUAAAACUCCAUUUCACCUAACGUGUAAUGUGCUUAGUCCAAUGAGUGGCACUGUAAAAUAUGUAAAUACCCAUAAAUUAUAAUAUAUGACAGUAAUGAUAUCCUGUGAAAGAUGUAAAAGUGUAUAUUUUAUGUUUUCUGUGAUUUAAUACAUAGUCAGAAUAAACGGUGUAGACAAAA